AUGGAAGAAACACAUAGAGUUAACUGUGCCCAAGGUAUUUUGAUCUCUUUAGCUCAUGAUUCAAAGGUCAAUAACUGUAGAAUGGCCUUGAAUGUGUAUUUGCCAAAGCAAUAUUAUACGCCAAAUGCCGCUGACUUGACUAAGGAAAAACCAAUUCCAACUAUCUACUUUUUGGUAGGGGUCUCGGCAAAUCAAAAUUAUGCGACUGAAAGAUCAUUCAUUCAAUGGCAAGCAGAUACCUAUGGAUUUGCUGUUGUUUUCCCUGAUACUUCUCCUAGAGGUCCGGAUGUCCCAGAUGUUCCAGAUAUCGAAGUAGUUGGACAAAGUGCUGGUUUCUAUUUGAAUGCUACUGCUGAACCAUUCGUUAAGAAUUAUCAGAUGUUUGAUUAUGUCCAUAAAGAACUACCUGCAGAACUUACCACAUAUUUCGAUAAGGUAUCACCAGUCCGUGUUGAUUUUUUGAAAAAUGUUAGUAUUAUUGGUCACUCCAUGGGUGGGUUGGGCUCUUUAACAGGUUAUUUCAAAUUGUUUCCCCGCUAUAAAAGUUGUUCUGCUUUUGCACCUGUAGUUAAUCCAACUUCUUCUGAUUCAAAUGCUGGUCAAAUAAGUUUUAAGACUUAUUUGAAAGAUCCUGAAUCGGAAUCUGCAGCAUAUGAUCCUUGUGAACUGAUUAAAUCAACAACUCUUACUGCACAAGAUGUAGACGGUAAACAAGUUUUGAUUACUGUAGGAACAAAGGAUCACUUGUACGAUACUGAAUUACAUUCCCAAAGAAUCUUAGAAUUUACAAAAGGUACUGUUUGGGAAGGGAAAAUCACCGUUCAAUUGAUUAAAGGGUUCGAUCAUCAAUCCUAUUUGAUUGCUACAGAGAUUGGAAAUCAUGCAAAGUUUCACGCAAAACACUUGGGACUUUUAUAA
Messenger RNA from Henningerozyma blattae CBS 6284, 918 nucleotides. RefSeq lists its product as uncharacterized. NCBI's taxonomy places the organism in Eukaryota, Fungi, Ascomycota, Saccharomycetes, Saccharomycetales, Saccharomycetaceae. The record is from RefSeq and is a predicted model, not a curated record. Gene Ontology annotation, cellular component: cytosol. Gene Ontology annotation, molecular function: S-formylglutathione hydrolase activity. The transcript has a single exon. The coding region runs from base 1 to 918 and encodes 305 amino acids. Gene Ontology annotation, biological process: formaldehyde catabolic process.